Molecule: messenger RNA, 2954 nt
Organism: Mycetomoellerius zeteki
Lineage: Eukaryota; Metazoa; Arthropoda; Insecta; Hymenoptera; Formicidae
Gene: Best2
Product: bestrophin family protein
Molecular function (GO): chloride channel activity
Source: RefSeq, a predicted model, not a curated record
CGCCUGGUCAGCUGGUUUUAACCAUUCGCGUAUUAUAGAUCUUCCUCAUGGUAAACCUAUUGCGAGCGACUGGGUAGAUCCCGAUGCCGAUCUCCUAGUGUCUACUUUCAAAUUAAAUUAAUUAAACAUUGGAUAGAACAUCAACGGUCCGCGCGCCGCAUGUGCGCGAAUGUGCAGCUUCACCGGAAAUAUCAUCGACACGGUACGAAGGACCAGAUCGUCUACAGAAGAAGAGACCGAGUUGAAGAAGAAAGAAGAGGGUAGCGACUCAGGAAGGAGAUUGCGCGCGCGCAAUCAGACAGGAAAUGACUAUAUCGUACGCGAGCGAAGUGCCGAACGGCUCCAGCUUUGGCUGCUUCUGGAGGAUUCUAAUCAAAUGGCGUGGCUCUGUUUACAAGCUUAUCUGGCGGGAACUAUUGGCGUACCUGUUCUUCUACUACCUCAUCAAUUUUACAUACCGAUACGUGCUUAAUGAGCAUCAGCGGCAAAUUUUCGAAAAAAUUCGUUACUACUUCGGCAACUCCAGCGAAUCUAUACCUAUGUCAUUCGUCCUGGGAUUUUACGUAAGCCUUGUUGUGAAGAGAUGGUGGGAGCAGUACAAGCUUUUACCCUGGCCGGAUAAUCUGGCCCUCUUCAUCAGCGCCGCCAUUCCUGGAAACGAUGAACGGGGGCGAUUGAUGAGACGCAACAUUGUGAGGUAUGCCGUGCUCGCGUACGUCAUUACACUGCAAAGGAUUUCGCUCCGCGUUAAGAGGCGUUUCCCGACUCUUCAGCAUAUGGUAGAUGUAGGUCUGAUGAUGGAAUCGGAGAAAAAAAUCUUUGAGAUGAUGAACAAGAAGGCGGCCAUGUCUAAAUAUUGGAUGCCGUUGGUCUGGGCGACUAAUAUCAUCAACAGGGCAAGAAAAGAAGCUCUGAUUACUAGCGAUCAUGUAGUACAAACCCUCCUUGUCGAACUCAGCGAUAUCCGGAAGAGGCUUGGUGCAUUGAUUGGUUACGAUACUGUCUGUGUUCCUCUAGUCUACACUCAGGUGGUAACAUUAUCGCUGUACGCCUACUUUUUCUCGGCUUUACUUGGCAGACAAUUCGUCGAACAUUCCAAUGGCACCGGAAAAUAUGAAGAACCGGACAUGUAUUUCCCGUUUUUCACAGCGCUACAGUUUUGUUUUUACAUUGGAUGGUUGAAAGUUGCAGAGGUGUUGAUUAAUCCUUUCGGCGAAGAUGAUGACGACAUCGAACUGAACUGGUUGAUAGAUAGACAUAUCAAGGCAGGUUACAUGAUCGUUGAUGAGAUGCACGAGGAACAUCCGGAGCUCCUGAAAGAUCAAUAUUGGGACGAAGUUGUACCCAAGGACUUGCCAUACACAGUCGCUAGUGAGCAUUUUAUGCAAACGUUAUGCUGGGCACACAGAUUCAUAGUCACGGUCAAUCGUAAAUCUCAUCAGGAUGAUGUGUACGCCGAUUAUGAGAGCGUGGAUACUCCAUUAGUGGAACGAAAGAAGAACGGCUGGUUCCAAAGGCAGAUCACCCGAGUUGGUUCGGUACGUAGUUCCUCAACUACGUAUAGCAGCGGCGGUGGUUUCUUCACACGAAACCGUCACAAUAGCGUGUACAGCAGUCCUGAGACUGGUGGUCUGCCGCAAACGAACAAUCCUAAUCUCAAAAUGUCGCUCUACGAUCGUCUCGUCGGACGAAAGAGCGUUCGAAGCCAGCGUAUGGGUCGUCAAGGUACUAUGACGAAGCUGAACUCGGUGCCAGUAUCUCUGAAGAACAGACCACGCAUACCGACUCCGGAUGUGACGAAGGAGGUAAUCGAUCGUGAACAGAGGUUGGCUUUGUCCGCCGCUAAUGCGGCAAACAUCGGCGCAGGUGUGGUGGGCGUGAUACCAGCAAAUGGUCACUAUCCAACUGAUUUGUCGGUAGUGGUAUUGUCGCCGAUACAGGAGACUGAAAGCUCACCCGCUUCAGGCAAAUCAGGAGCGGCGGCCUUGGCGCAGGCCGUGCUUUCGCCGACGUUGACCAGCGCUGGCCUAAUGACGCCAGUUACCUUAACACCAGUCACUAUGGGCCAUUUGACGCAAUUAGGUUUGAUGACAACGGCGACAACCACAACGCCACAUCUUAAUAAUCAGAGUAACAGCGUCCAGGCGACAUUGACGGAAGUCACGAGCAGUGAAGAGGAAGGUAGCGGAAGCGGUAGCAGCAGGAGCGGAAGUAUCACUGGACAAGAGGAUCGCUCGACACCAUUGAUCGACAAUAAUAACAGUCCGAUGGGUAGCAACGGCAGUUCACCCAUUUUCGAUGGCUACAACGAUCGUUCGCCAAUCUUGAUGAGACCCGAGAAACUGGGCUAUGUAGUCACCGCUGCUGUGCCCGGAAUUCAAACUAAUAGGGCGAUGGCGAUAGAUGCGCGAGGUAGACGAUCGGCCUCGUUGCCUGGUCCACCAGUAUCACCGGCGCAGCUAAGUAACGACAGAAGCAUGUCGUUGCCGCAAUCUCCAGGAUUGCAAUCGAGAGAAAUUCGCAUAGCCUCCGUGUCGAGUAGACAAGACGGUCUUGCCAUAGACAGGCUGAUCACUGGAUCCCACAAUCAAGGCAUUCGAUCGAGGACCAACAGUUUCGGUCAUGAUCUCUCUAGGUCCAAUCAAAGGGGUCAAGAUGCCUCAAGAAAAAUUAGUACCGUCUCGUGUACAAAUGCGUCGCUUUCAAGUAGCACGACAUCCCCGACGUCAUCUACGAGCAUAUCUACCACGACCGUUACUAGUAGCAAGAGAGGUGAAGUUUACGUUUGAUGGACGACAUCGAUAAUACAGACUUUAUUCAUUCAACUAAUUAGACUCAAAUUAGAGAAUACAGUUCUGUUGACGCAUCCUGAGAUUCAUCUUCGUUCAUUAAUACAUCUUAUAUAUGUCACUUCAUGUGACAGAUCUAUUCAUUUCUUGAUUGUCUAGAUUUUU